This is a messenger RNA of Pangasianodon hypophthalmus (striped catfish), 2244 nucleotides long. It is a transcript of the gene ctns, whose product is annotated as cystinosin, lysosomal cystine transporter. Gene Ontology annotation, biological process: L-cystine transport. The transcript is spliced from 11 exons. Gene Ontology annotation, cellular component: lysosomal membrane. The record is from RefSeq and is a predicted model, not a curated record. Gene Ontology annotation, molecular function: L-cystine transmembrane transporter activity. Lineage: Eukaryota; Metazoa; Chordata; Actinopteri; Siluriformes; Pangasiidae. The coding region runs from base 163 to 1284 and encodes 373 amino acids.
UGUUUUCAAAGCGACCCCACCGCGCUCUUUAUGAACACGUGACUCCGUAGGCCGCGUGAUUGCGUCAGCUGUGUCAUAUGAUCAGGAAAUGGCCACACAGCGAUCAGCGUAAAAAUUAUGUAGACGCUGGCUGCGGUGUGAACAUCUUCUGAGCUGAAGAAGAUGCAGACAGGAGCAGUAGCACUGCUGGUUCUGUCUGUAUGGGCGUUCACGACAUAUUGUGAUGCCAGAGUGUCCCUGAGUGCUCCAGCCACUGUUGACCUGGUGGAGAAAGUCUCUAAAAAUAUCACCAUUACAGCAAGUUCUCCUCUAAAUGUUACUGUGUACAUCUACUUCAAUAUUACAUAUUUCUCAGCAAACAUCUCUUCAAUAAUUCAUCUUCCAGAAGAGGUUGUUUUGCCAGCAGAAAAUGUAUCGAGCUGUUUUGAAGUGCAAGCAAAAAGCGUUGGACAGGUCACUGCUUAUCUGUACAGCAACAACACUGAAAUCCAAAGCCUACAAACUCGAAUCAGAUUUUUAGUCAUCAGAAGCGAGAUUCUUUAUGUCAUCAACCAAAUCAUCGGAUGGAUCUACUUUCUGGCCUGGUCUAUUUCCUUCUAUCCGCAGGUGUAUGAAAACUGGAAAAGAAAAAGUGUGGUGGGCCUGAACUUUGAUUUUCUAUCACUCAACCUCACCGGAUUCAUCGCAUAUAGUGUCUUCAAUAUCGGCCUCUUUUGGAUACCUUACAUAAAGGAAGAAUUCUUGAAGAAAAAUCCAAAUGGAGUCAAUCCAGUGGAUGCCAAUGAUGUGUUUUUCAGUCUGCAUGCGGCAGUCCUUACUCUGAUCUAUAUCUUCCAGUGUGCAAUAUACGAGAGAGGCGGCCAAAAGGUGUCCAGGGUUGCAAUUUUUUUCCUGGUGGUCGCUUGGACAUUCGCUUUAGUCACACUUUUUGUUGCUGUUGCUCAGAAGAUCUCCUGGCUGACUUACCUGUACUACUUCUCCUACAUUAAACUGGGCAUAACACUGAUUAAGUAUAUCCCUCAGGCUUACAUGAACUAUCAGAGACAAAGCACAGAAGGGUGGAGCAUUGGCAACGUGCUACUGGAUUUAACAGGAGGCAGUUUCAGUGUGCUUCAGAUGUUCCUGCAGUCCUAUAACAACAACGAGUGGGAGCUCAUAUUUGGAGACCCAACGAAAUUCGGAUUGGGCAUCUUUUCAAUAUUUUUCGACAUCAUAUUUAUGAUACAGCACUACUGCCUUUACCGCAGUAAAGGUCCUGAAUAUCAGGUGCUGAAUGGUGAGUAAUAGGGAAGGACUUUUAAUUAUGAACAGUUCUGUUGCUGUUCAGGUAAAGGUGCCUUAAACUAGUAGGACCUUGGACCUACCUCACCAGAGAAUAAUGAUUUUUAUAAUGUUUUUAUAAUGACUUUAAUAUAGAUUUUAUAUGCAUAACGUUUCACACCAAAUCCUUUAAACACAGUUUAUAGAAAGCUUGAGAUAUACUGUCAGUAGGGCUUUUCACUAAAUGAUUGCUAAGAAGUAUAAUUGCACAUUUUGUUAUGCCUUUUUAAAAUAUUUAAAGUACCCCUGAAUUCAAAGAUAUGAUGUUUGAUGUUUAACUCCUAGUAGCUGUAUGAUUAGAAUUAUAAUUAAAUAUAAUUAAGUAUAAUUAAAUAUAAUUAAUAUUUAAUUUAAUUAUACAUUGGUGUUCUGGUUAAAUUUGAUAACACAGUGGCAUUUUUUCCCCUACAUAGUUGCAUGUAAAAAGUGAAUCAGGGAAUAUCACAGUUAGUGAUGUCAUAAUAAGCUCCACAGCUUUGGACCAAUCACGUCCCAGAUUCGAGGAUGACGUGCCUAGAAACUUAGGUGCUCGGCUAAAGCCAGUGGAAAAACAAAGUAGUUUUGAGUGUAUGUUCUGACAGGUUCUGCCUGCUGAUAAAUGACAGUGCAGAUCUAACCUCCUCAGGUCUACUAUAGCAGUUAGCUUGCAGGCUAGCUAACUUGCCUAAUGAUACUGAUGAUACUGAUGAUAAGAGAACAUUGAGCUGCCUCCAAAUUGUUUCCAAAUUAUUUGUAUGCUUUUGAAAUUCCACAUUCAGGAGUACUUUAAUAAUGAAAUGUAAAACAUGUAAUUCCAUUCAAGCCUUCUUUUUAUUAUUAUUAUUAUUAUUUGAAAUUAAUGUUAGCUUUCAUUAAGCAGUUAUUCAUUCAUGUUAUUUUCACUGUAUUCAUUCAUUUGUGUAAAAUAAAAAAGAAUUGUUUGCA